AUGGCAGAUAAUCUUUCAGCUAGUGGAUCGAAGGUUGUCAACAUUACAAAAAUUUCAGAAAAAUGUCCUUCGAUUUCUGUGAUUGAUGAUCAAGGAGAUAACAGGUAUGAUUCAUGGAAAUUUUCUCUGAUAGGUAGAUUGGAUUUCCUUCGAAUUAAGUUCGCAGAUGCGAUGAAUAUUUUAAAAGGUCAAUGGAAAUUAACUAGUAGUUGUCAUUUAAUUCCUUUGGGAUUAAGCUUUGAAUAUUGGGAUGAGAAAACGUUAUUUACAAUGUGUGAUGCAAUUGGAAAUCCGGUCAAGGUGGAUGAUGCUACUCUUAAAUUUUCAAGUGGGUAUGCUGCAAAAGUUUUGGUUGAGCUAGAUCUUUCACAAACAAUACCAAAUAAGCUUUGGAUUAUCACUAAAUAUGGCAGUUUCUCACAGGGCAUUGUUCUUAACAAAUUACUAAAGUUUUGCUCUCAUUGUAAAAUUUUUGGUCAUACUUUAAAAGAAUGUAGGUUCAAGAAUAACAUUAAUAAGGAAAAUCCCACGGUGGUUCAAGUGGGUAGUGUUAAGAAGCCAAUGGAUAAAGGUCAGAAUAUGAAGCCACAAGAACCCUUUGAUAUUUGUCCACCUUUAAUAAUGCCAGAUUUAGGAACUCCUCUACCAAACUCAGAAAUUCCUAUUACUGAAGGAAGAUUCAGUUCUCUGCAAGAUUUAGCAGUAAAUGAAGAAGAAGCUAGUACUGAAAGAGUGCCACAAGAAAUGCUCACUCCAACAAAAAUACUUCAAAUGGUGGAAAAUAAUUCUUUGGAAUCAAGUGUGAUUAAGUUUGUUAAUGGAAAAUAUGACACAGUCUCUUCUGAAAGAGUACCAGUCACUUCUUGGUCUAGAGUUGUUCAGAAACCUUCAUCACAAAAAGCAAAAACUGGAGAAGGUGAAACUACAGUAUGUCAGGUAAAUGUUGCUGCUACUUCAACUAGCACUCAAUUGCCAGGUCAGGUAAAUACUGCUCCUACUUCAACUGGUACACAAUUGCCAAGCAUGCAAUGUAUGGUGAUUCAUAACUCAAUUUCAAAUAAAAAGGGCAACAUAUGGUUGUUUUGGAAUAAGAAUUUGCCUACUCCUUCAGUAGUAUCUAUGUCAAGUCAGAUGGUUACAGUGGAUAUUGGUGGUGUUCUUGUAUCUAGUGUUCAUGCUCAUGUGGGAAUUGUUCAGAGAAAAAUCUUAUGGGCAGAGAUGGAAGUUAUUAAUGAUCUAAAUUUUCCAUGGUUGGCAAUUGGAGAUUUUAAUGCAAUUACUUCAGUUGAUGAAAAAAUUGGAGGUAAAUCUCCAAAGAGAAGUGCAAUGAUGGAGUUCAAUAAUUGUCUUGAUGCUUGUGCACUUAUGCAAGCUCCUAAAACUGGUCUUAUGCACUCUUGGUCUAAUUGUCAACAUGGAAGUAAAAGAAUUUUGUGUAAUUUAGACAUAGUUGUGUUUAAUCAGUUAUGGUUACAAAAAUUUGAAGGUUGGGAGUAUAAAGUUGGUUUAAGAGUAGCUUCAGAUCAUUCUUCCCUACUAGAUUUUGUCUUUCAACAUAAGCUGAAAAAAUUAAAGAAGAUUCUAAGAGAUUGGAAUUGGAAUGUAUUUGGUAAUAUUAAUGUUCAAGUCAAGGAGGCAGAAGAAAACGUUCAAGAGGCUAUGUUAAAUUCAGAUAAUAACCCUUUUGAUGAUGAAGCACUAAAUAAUUUGGUGGAAGCUCAGAAUUUGCAUGGCUCUAAAGAAGCUCAGUUACAUACUUUUCUGAAACAAAAAUCAAGGAAUAAAUGGAUAAAAAAGGGAGCUGCUAAUAUAGGUUUCUUACAUGCAAAAAUCAAGAUUAGGCAAGAAAGAAAUAGUAUCAGUGAGCUUGAGGAUCAGCAUGGUAAUAUAAUUUCAGACCAAAAGAAAGUUUCAGAAGAACUAAUUGAAUAUUUUGAACAAAAAUUCAGGUACAAGGAAGUGCAAGAUAUUGAUCAUAUGUUAAAUGACAUUCCGGAAGUGAUAACUAGUGAAGAUCAGGAAAUGAUUGAGAAAGUUCCAGAUGAAGAAGAAAUUAAGCCACAUUAUUUGACAUGGACCAAGACAGUGCACCUGGUCCUGAUGGAUUUUCAAGUUGUUUCUAUAGGUCAUGCUGGGAUAUCAUACAUCAAGAUGUAG
Messenger RNA from Papaver somniferum (opium poppy), 2157 nucleotides. RefSeq lists its product as uncharacterized. NCBI's taxonomy places the organism in Eukaryota, Viridiplantae, Streptophyta, Magnoliopsida, Ranunculales, Papaveraceae. The record is from RefSeq and is a predicted model, not a curated record. The coding region runs from base 1 to 2157 and encodes 718 amino acids. The transcript has 4 exons.